CUUGCGGAAGCCGCUCUGCUGUUCAGUUGCCAAGAUGGUGCAGUUGUACAACCUGCACCCCUUUGGGUCGCAGCGGGUAGUCCCCUGCCAGCGGGAGCCGGAGCAGAUCUGCUGCGGCGGGCUGGACGCGCUGUUCGUGGCUUCGGGCUGCAAGGUGGAGGCGUUCGCUGUGCGGGGAGCAGAGUCAUGCCAGCUGCGCUGCGCCUUCUCCACGCUGGGCAGGGUGUUGCGUAUGGCCUACAGUGAAGUAGGAGACUAUCUGGUAGCAAUUGAAGAGAAAAACAAAGCUACAUUCCUGCGUGCUUACAUGAAUUGGAGGAGUAAGAGGACUGAAAACUCCCGUGUCUGCAUUCGAAUGGUUGGGCACAAUGUGGAGGCGCCCUUCUGUGAAAGCUUUAGAGACCAGAUGUCUAUAAUUGAAAUUCCACUGUCUGAGGACCCUUUGUGCAUUUCAUGUUGUCCUAUGAAGGGAGAUCUACUUGUUGGCUGCACAAAUAAGUUAGUCUUAUUUACUUUGAAGUAUUGGAUCAUUAAUGAGGAGUUCUCAGUGUCGGACUUUGAACGUUCAUUAAUUAUACACGUAGAUAAUAUCACUCCUGUUGAAAUUUCUGUUUGUGUUGGAUAUGUCGCUGUCAUGUCUGACUUAGAAGUCUUAAUCCUGAAACUGGAGUCAGACCCUACAAAUGGAGAGAAAGUUAAACACCACCCACAAAAAACCAACAACCAAUUGCAACAGACAGAAGAUGUCAGUAAUGAAACUUCACAGCUUGAAUCAGAUUUUGUUAUCUGCCUAAAACCCAUGGAGCUUCUUGGUGAAAAGUGUGAACAGUCUGGAAUAUCUGUUAAACUGGAGUCCACAGGAUUAGCAGAUGAAAAAGCAAAAUAUUUAAAUGUUCAGCACCUGCUAUAUAGACGUUUUGCUCCUGAUAUUUCAUUCUAUGUCUUGUCUGAUAACAUCAAGUUACAUUCCCUUCAACUGCUACCUAUUCACCAAACAGGUUUACCUCCUGAUGGAAAAGGUUCAUCUCAGGAAAAAGAGCUGCUGAGUCUCUUCUGUUUCUUCUCAUUCCCUCAUGUGGGCUAUCUGUACAUGGUUGUGGAAUCUGUUGCGUUAUUGUCAGUCUAUUGGUACCCUGAGAAGGCUCAGCAAGCAGUUCUCACGCCACAGUUUCUGCACGUCAUCACAAGCCAAAGCCUUCAGUGUUUCACGGUGCGUUGCAGUGCAGCAGUGGCCCAGGAGGACCUGCGUGUGGAUACCACAUUGAAGGCUUGCCCACCUGUCAGUAUGGAUGUGUGUGCCCUAAGGAUACAGCUUUUCAUAGGACUGAAAGCCAUCUGCCAUUUUAAAAACCACAUCAUACUUCUGACCAAGGCAGACCCUGAAGCUGUUUCAGAGAAAAGAGAAUCACCCAAGAGACUUCUAAAAGAUGCCAGUGUUAGGAGAAGAAUCUCCCCCGUAGCUGAGGCCGGAUGGAACCUGUAUAUUGUGAAUACUAUUGCACCACUUCAGCUAUACAAAGAAAUGGUAGACUACAGUAACACCUACAAGACUGUGAAAACCCAGAGCUGUAUCCACUUGCUUAGUGAGGCUCAUCUGCUAGUGAGAGCUGCCCUGAUGGAGAGCAGUCGACUGGAGCCUGCAGAGAAAGCAGAGCUCUUAGAAGCUUUUAAGGAAAGCUGUGGGCAUCUUGGAGACUGUUACAGCAGGCUUGACACGGAGCAAUCCCACCUCGCCUUGCCAUACUAUAAGAUGUCUGGAUUGUCUCUGUCUGAAGUUUUGGCCCGUGUGGACUGGACAGAAGACAGUGAAUCACAGAAAUAUGAGAGAGGAUUAAUAUUCUAUAUUAACCAUUCACUUUAUGAAAACCUGGGUGAAGAAUUAAAUGCAGAAGUAGCAGCAAAAGUGGCUCAGAUAUUUCAUGUGGCUGAGCCAAAGCAACUGCCUCAUGUCCUCUGUAGUCCCUCUAUGAAGAAUAUUGAUCCUUCAACUGCCUUGCAUUAUUUAAAGAAGCUGGAUACUCAUGAAUCUUCAACAGUCUUAGUGACCUUGACCAAGGCAGCAGUGGCCUUGAAAAUGGGAGAUCUUGACCUGUACAGGACUGAAGUGAAGAGCCAUUCAGAGGUGAAGCUGCUGUACGGCUUCAUUCUGGAACCUCGGCUGUUGAUUCAACACUGGAAAGGACAGAUUGUUCCUACUGAGCUUGCAAUUCACUUGAAGGAAACUCAGCCUGGAUUGCUUCUGGCUUCAGUCCUGGGCUUACAGAAAAAUGGUAAAAUUGGAAUUGAAGAAGCAGAUUCUUUUUUUAAGGUCCUGUGUGGAAAGGAUGAAGACACAAUUCCUCAGCUUUUGGUAGACUUCUGGGAGGCUCAGCUUGUAGCUUGUCUCCCCAACAUGGUUCUUCAGGACCUCUUCUUCAAGCUUACUACUCAGUACAUCUGGAGGAUAUCUAGGAGGCAAUGCCCUGAUACCAUACCACUGAGAACAGCAGAGGAUUUGAUAAAUGCCUGCAGUCAUUUUGGCUUAGUCUAUCCAUGGGUUCAUGUCUUAACAUCAUCUGAUUCCUUAGCCGAUAAAAAUUACACAGAAGACCUUUUGAAAUUACAGUCUCUCAUUUGUGGCCCUUCAUUUGACGUAAGUUCCAUUAUUCCAUUUCUGGAGCUGCUCUCAGAAGAUACUGUUGCUGGCCUCAGUGCUCAUGUUCUGUGCCAUACAAGAUUACAAGAGUAUGAACAAUGCAUAGACACGUUGCUAGAGAGAUGCCCGGAGGCAGUCAUUGCAUAUGCUAAUCAGGAACUGAGAGAAGAACAUUGGGUUCUGUGGUGGAAAAAACUGCUGCCGGAUCUCUGUCAGAAAGUCAAGUGUGGUGGAGAGAAGCACCAACUUUAUCUAUCGUCUUUAAAAGAAGCCUUGUCAGUUAUUGCUGUGGGACUGGAUCUGAGGGAUUUCUUGAAUGUUCUUCCAGAAGAUGGUGCUGCCGCAUUUUUCCUGCCCUACCUCCUGUUUUGCAGCCGGAAGAAGUCACUGCCUUGAAGUUAUUCUUUGCAGUGCAUAAUGACUCUACUUUAAGUGCUCAGUCCCAGAUAAAAUGAGCCCGAAGAGUUUUGUGUUAAUGUGUAUUGCAGCUGCUUUAUGUUACUUGCUUACCUUAAGAAUGGUAGCUGUUCACUUAAUCUAUAACCUGACCCAAUUAAUUGUCUAGAAUGUAAAAAAUCUUCAAGAUGUAAGAUCUCUUUACAUGUGUUUCGUUUUAUUUUUUAAUUUUUUACUCUCUAUCAUAUGUGGGCCUGGAACUCAGUAUGACUCUUGUGGUAACCUCAGUCUAAGCAAACCUCCCAAUUGUUCCAGGUAUGAAGUGUCAUGCAGGUGUUUUCAAAGCUGAACAAAGGGUCCUAUUGUGAGAAACACCAUGGAUUCAGUGUUGGGAGCAUGGCAAUCCUGUCCACCCCAGAAUAACAGGAAGAAAAUACAUCGCAAGUAUGAGUAUGUGCAAUUGCCUCUCUUGCUGUUCAAACAGUAUCCUCAUUGUUACGGAUUUUCCUACUUGGGCUAUUAUUUUGUUUUUUUCCCUAAGUAUGAGAAUGAUGUAAUGUUUCACUCCAGUGAAAGACUGCAUACUUGGCUUUUGAGCUACUUUUAAAACUCAUGCUUCUAUCAGAAUGAGAUGAAUGUACUUGUCUGGCUUUUACUGGUUGAGUUCACAUAUUUUCAAGCAAGGUCUUCUUUCUAAUAUAUUUAUAUAUACAUUCUUAUUCUUUCAACCACAGUAUAUGAGAAAAUAAAAACUAUCAUGAUG
This is a messenger RNA of Microtus oregoni (creeping vole), 3794 nucleotides long. It is a transcript of the gene Hps3, whose product is annotated as HPS3 biogenesis of lysosomal organelles complex 2 subunit 1. Lineage: Eukaryota; Metazoa; Chordata; Mammalia; Rodentia; Cricetidae. Gene Ontology annotation, biological process: organelle organization. Gene Ontology annotation, cellular component: cytoplasm. The transcript has 17 exons. Bases 35 to 3031 code for a protein of 998 amino acids. The record is from RefSeq and is a predicted model, not a curated record.